UUGCCUUGCUGCAAGUGAAGAUACACGGAACUGAAAUCCAGGAGUGCUUGGAGCUGUUGAACAAAAGGUGUGCAUUUUGUGUGUGUUGGGGGGGAGAGACAAAGACACAGUAACAUAUUAAGGACAACAAACUUCUACAGCACCUUUACAGUGGGAGAGGCAAGACAAACAAACUUCAAACUUUUCUCUGUUUCUCAAGAAUGUUCAUCAGAGGAUCUAGGAGGAGGCGUUCCAACAGAUCACUGAGUGAGGCAGAGGAUCCAGACAGAGGUCAGCCUUGUAAUUCGUGUGGGGAGCAGUGUCCUGGAUUUCUUGUCCACGGAUGGAGGAAGAUCUGCUUGCACUGUAAGUGCCCAAGGGAAGAGCACGCAGUAAAUGCCAUGCCUGGUGAUUUGGAAAAAAUGAUGUGCAAAUUGGUAUCCGAUUUUCAGCGGCACUCCAUAUCAGAUGAUGAUUCUGGCUGUGCUUCUGAAGAAUAUGCCUGGGUACCACCUGGUAUUAAGCCAGAACAGGUUUAUCAGUAUUUCAGCUGCAUUCCUGAAGACAGAGUUCCCUAUGUAAACAGCCCGGGAGAGAGAUACAGAAUUAAACAGCUUCUGCAUCAGCUCCCACCACAUGACAGUGAGGCACAGUACUGUAAUUCACUGGAUGAAGAUGAGAAAAAGGAACUCCGAUUGUUUAGCCAGCAGCGGAAACGGGAGAACCUUGGAAGAGGGACUGUCCGGCUUUAUCCACUGACAAUGAUUGGAGCAGUCUGUGAACAGUGUGGUAAACAGAUACGAGGGGGAGACAUUGCAGUUUUUGCAAGCCGAGCAGGACACGGAGUAUCCUGGCAUCCCCAGUGCUUUGUAUGUGCAGUCUGCAGUGAACUUUUGGUGGAUCUGAUCUACUUUUAUCAAGACCGGAAGAUCUACUGUGGAAGACAUCAUGCAGAACAAUUAAAACCACGUUGUCAAGCCUGUGAUGAGAUCAUCUUUGCAGAUGAGUGCACAGAGGCAGAAGGCAGACACUGGCACAUGAAGCAUUUCUGCUGCUUUGAAUGUGAGACAGCACUGGGAGGCCAGAGGUACAUCAUGAAAGAGAGCCGUCCGUACUGCUGCAGCUGUUACGAAUCUUUGCAUGCAGAGUACUGUGACACUUGUGGAGAACACAUAGGCAUUGACCAGGGUCAGAUGACAUAUGAGGGACAACACUGGCAUGCAUCCGACAAAUGCUUCAGCUGUGCUCACUGCAGAAAGCCUCUGCUUGGCAAACCCUUCUUACCCAAACAAGGACAGAUAUUUUGCUCUAGAUCAUGCAGCCUCGGUGAGGACCCCAAUGGCUCUGACUCCUGUGAUUCUGCAUUUCAGACCCGUACAAGGGAAUCCCGACGGAGUGGCAGGCAGCGAAAAAUGUCCAUAACAAAAGACUGCAGACCUCUUGCUGUGUGCAGGUCAACACCCUUCUCUGGAAACCUGCCUUCUGUCCCUUCCCCACCUUCCUUGCCUGAGGGUAAUAAUGAUCCCAUGAGUCGUAACCAACAUUUCAGAAAGGAUACAGUACAGGGACUACAGCAGGAAGGUUCUUCUGAAGUCAGUUCUGGACAGGUGUCACCACAGGGAGAGCCUCCUUGGGCAGAUCAUAGUAUAAACAGGACAAAGGCACCUGAUAACCAUAUACAUGAGAGACCUAAAUCAGUGUCAUGUCAAAGUCCAGUGGAAUUCCUCAAUGGAAGUGCCUUUCGUAGUGAUUGCUUUAGGCAGAAAGAAGAGACUAGUGAACUAUCUGACAGUGGGUCACAGAGAUCUUCAAGGGGGGGAUCUUUCAGAAGAUGGGAAGCUGAUAUCAGUACCAGAAGUCUGAAAAUGUCUGAGCCCAUUGGCAAAUUAGCAUAUGGCAAGGAGGUUCACCCCCCACAGUAUGCCUCACGUGGUACAUCAACGAGCUUUGACAAGUCCGAUCAGAUUAACAAAGGUACUGAUAGUGAAGAUAGCAUCAAGUUUAGAAAGCCACAGAGAUAUUCCAUGCCUGAUCUUGAUAAAAAGUUUGUUUCUGAUUUGGAGGUAAAUUCUUCUUCUUCUGAAGCGAAUCUCUCAGUGAAGCCAAAGAAGAAAGAAUCCAUCCCCACAUCAAGAUCAGAAAAACCUCUGGACAUAACAGACAGAAGAAGCUGCUAUGUACAGAGUCAAGCCCGUGUCAGUUUUCGGGAGCCACUGAGCUCCACUAUUCAGAUGGAGUCGAUCACAGCUGAAAAUGAGAAUGCACUUCCUGGGAUGCCAUUAGCUGAGGACCAGACUCUGGAAAACAUUUCUGGAGAAGGAGGAAGAGCUGGGCGGCAUCGUAGCUACCGCCGACGGCGGUCCCAAACAAGCAGGCGAGCACAUUCGGACAAUGCACUUCAUCUUGCUACAGAAUACAGGUCUCAUUCAAGGGAUCGUCCUUCCCUGUACAGCAAAGAGGAAUUUGAAAAAAUGAUGGCUGCACAGGAAGGGGCCACAGAGUACAGCAACAGGGCUCUAAAUAAAACAGGGACUGCACAAUGCCCUCCUUCUACUGUGGACCUUCACGUAAGGAAUCGGAUUGGGGAUCCAUACCACGGACUUUACUGUACAGAUGAUGACUGGUGUUCUACAUGCUCUUCCUCUUCAGAUUCUGAGGAGGAAGGGUAUUUUCUUGGAGAACCUAUUCCACUGCCCCCUUACCUGCAAUCCAGCACUAGCCGCGAUCCCAGGACUUUGUCCUCUCCCACUUUGCAAAGCAAGGGUAUGCGUAAGGUGCAUCGUAAGGGCUCUCGAAGGGACAAAAACUGCAUUGUUUCAUAAUUUAAUGCUGGCAUUUUUAAGGAGCAUUUUUGGGGUGGUAAUUUAUAUUCCGUUUACAGAAUUUUUCUGUAAGAAAGUCUUUCAGAACUGAUAUUUGGAGCUGAACAUAUAACUGCCAUAAACUGUAGAAAAAAAACAUCAAAACAUUUCUAUUAAUUUUGUAACAGACCUUGUAAUACAGCUAUUAAGAAUACUGUGCUACAAGUUAGAAAACUUCAAAACAUGAUCAAGGCCUAUGGCAAGCAUGUAAUUUCAGAGUAAUAUUUCUGUCUCAUUCAGUGUAAAACAAUUCAUAAAAUGCUUUGGAUCUGUAUUUA
Messenger RNA from Protopterus annectens (West African lungfish), 3118 nucleotides. RefSeq names its product prickle planar cell polarity protein 3 (gene PRICKLE3). NCBI's taxonomy places the organism in Eukaryota, Metazoa, Chordata, Ceratodontiformes, Protopteridae. Gene Ontology annotation, molecular function: zinc ion binding. Bases 201 to 2801 code for a protein of 866 amino acids. The transcript has 9 exons. The record is from RefSeq and is a predicted model, not a curated record.